Messenger RNA from Prunus persica (peach), 1658 nucleotides. Its product is annotated as protein MULTIPLE CHLOROPLAST DIVISION SITE 1. Gene Ontology annotation, biological process: chloroplast fission. The record is from RefSeq and is a predicted model, not a curated record. The transcript has 5 exons. NCBI's taxonomy places the organism in Eukaryota, Viridiplantae, Streptophyta, Magnoliopsida, Rosales, Rosaceae. The coding region runs from base 302 to 1360 and encodes 352 amino acids. Gene Ontology annotation, cellular component: chloroplast inner membrane; chloroplast.
GUCCGUUUGAUCCAACAGGCAGUAAAUCUCCUCCGCAUCUUCUUGUUUUUUUUUUUUUUCCUAACUCAGCUUAGAAUCGAAUAUCAAACUGAUUAUCUCAUUCCCAAUUUCUGACGUCGAUGAACUCACAAAUUCGAAGUGCACUACUUUGUCAGUGAUUACUAACAAGUUCCCUGUUCUUUGAGCCCUACAAUUACAAACGGCACGUAAUUCCUUCACACAAAUGGUAACAUCUUCAAAACCCUAAGCCCUAAUUCGUUCUCAGAUAUGAAAUUGAAGCACUCAAUCAUCCUCUAAUCUAAUGGCUUCCAUUUCGACACUCCAAGUCCUUCCCUUUCCGCUCUCACAUUUGGUCUCAAAGCAUCGAACCCCUUCCCUCCUGCUGAAGCUUAGACCCGAAUUCGGGUCAAGAAAUGGUGAGCUCAGCUGGGCUGGACGAUUAAUAUCCAGUCAGAGGUUUCUAUUGAAAGCCAUUGACGGCUCGGUUAGCUCCUCUGCUGGUCAAGACCAGAGUCUCCGUAAUGAUGGGGUAGUGAAGAGUAAGAACAAAAAUGGCAUAAAUCUCAAAGACUCUGUUGGCAAAUUGCACGGAAUUAUCAGCUCCUUCUCUCCCGUCGUCUACUCGAUGCGGCAAAGAGUGGGAUCCAAUUUGGCAAUUGGUUUAUGUAUUGCAGCUGCAUUUUUGGUCAUUGCUUUGAGAGUGUAUGCGGUGAGGAAAUCAAAGUACAAUCGUCCUGGCUCUGUAGCUGAUCUCGUUAGACGUGGCCAGCUUAGAUCUGAUAGAAGAGGCAUUUCACAGCCUCUCAAGUAUGAUGACCCAUUCAAUAAUCCAUUGGUUAAGGUUGGUAAAGGCAAUUCAACUGUAGAGAUGUGCGGAAAGGUUUAUCGCCUAGCCCCGGUUACCCUUACAAAAGAGCAGCAAGCUGUCCAUCAGAAAAGGAGAUCACGGGCUUACCAGUGGAAGAGACCGACAAUAUUCCUAAAGGAAGGGGAAUCAAUACCUCUUGAUGUUGACCCUGAUACGGUUAGGUGGAUUCCUGCCAAUCAUCCUUUUGCAACCACUGCCGGUGACAUUGAUGAAGACUUAGCACAAAAUAAUGUGUACCAGAAACAUGGUGUUCCCUUUCGAAUUCAAGCUGAGCAUGAAGCACUGCAGAGGGAGCAAAAGCUGAACAGGCUAGUGAUGGACUCUAGCAAUGAUAGUGAUUUUGUGAAAGCAUUCAAGUCAGGUCCCAAGUCACCUGAGCAUGGAGAAGAAAGCCCCAUCAAUAAUCAAGCUGGUAACUCCAAGCCGCCGUUGUCAGAAUGUGGCCCAAAUUCCUUUGGAAUUAUGUCGCCGUCUGAGGAAACACAUGAUUGAAUUUAAUCGUUGCUUCUAUUUCUAUCAUUGUGGAUCAUCAAAUUUCUCAACAAGGACAACUGGAACUCUGAGUUUUACUUAGUAGGUCCAGAUAUCGUAUUGAAUUGCAACCUAAAGUUUUGAAAUAUGAUGUAGCUACUUGAGAUAUCCGGUUUAAAAAGUUCAGGUUGGGCUGUAUAUAUAGUCAUGUAAUUUCAUAUCUAAAAUGUACUGUUUGUAGAGGGCAAUUUAACACUCCAGAAUGGUGUACCCCUUACUUUAUCUGAUUUUUUAUAUAUACUGAUUUUAGUUCUUGAAA